Lutra lutra (Eurasian river otter) is the source of this 2632-nucleotide messenger RNA. RefSeq names its product ciliogenesis associated TTC17 interacting protein (gene CATIP). Gene Ontology annotation, biological process: actin filament polymerization; cilium organization. The transcript has 10 exons. Lineage: Eukaryota; Metazoa; Chordata; Mammalia; Carnivora; Mustelidae. Bases 278 to 1429 code for a protein of 383 amino acids. The record is from RefSeq and is a predicted model, not a curated record.
AUGAUCCCAAGAGCAAGAGUCCCAUGCUCCUCCAACUGAGCCAGUCAGGCACUCCCUAAGGUGAUUCUAAUGACCCAUGUCAUCCCUCUGCCAUGUCAAAUGUUCCCUCUGUAGGACAAUGCUUCAGGCAUGGCCUGAGUUCCAAAGCCCACGGUUCCUACCAUUGUGUCCAGGUCUGGGUGUUUUGUGAGAUGUGUUGAUGGCCCUUUAAGAGGCGGUAGCUGGCUUCCGGUUGCCAUGGAGACAGCUGGACGCAGCCUGGGUAGCAGAAGGCAGCAUGUCCUCUAAACUUCAAUCCACAGUCCCCAAAGCCAAGGACCACCAGCCCUCAGCUGAAGAGAGUCUGCCAGCCCCAAAGGCCAAUGCUGAAGCCAUCCACUUCCUCAGCACCCUCGAGCAGGAGGAGCUGCAGAUGCUGCUGUUCUCUGAGACUCUGGCCAUGGUCUCGGACACGGGGGAGCCUCAGGGAGAGCUGACCAUUGAGGUGCAGAGACGGCAAAACAAAGACGAAUUUGGUGUGAUGUCACACUGCCUCUUCGUGCACGCCUUUAGCCGUGGCUUCAUGGACAAGAUGCUCUGCGGAAACUCCCUCCUGGGCUACCUCUCAUGGAAACUGCAUGUCAUGGAGCAACAUAGUCAAGAGUUCAUCAAGUUCCGCGUCCUCCCCAUGGAGAGGAAGAUGACUUUGGUGAAGCAGGAUGACCAGCUGACCAUGACCAGAAGUGUCAAGGAGGGAGAGGAAGUCAAGACCGAAGUGACUUUUAUCCCAGGGAGCUCAACCACGGGCUUCAUCUCCGAGGCUGCCAACCUGGUGUUGCUGAGGGUGAUGGCCUGGCGGCAGACGGUGCCCAGCAACGCCCGUUUCCUGGCCUUGGACAUGGAGGGCGAACUCUGCUACUCCACUUACCAAGACCUGGGCUUCCAGAAGAUCCAGGUGGACCGCCAGCAGGUAGAGGUGUUCAUCGUGGAGCAGACCGUCCACUCAGUGAAAGGCAUCCCCAAUUCCUGCCAGUUCUAUCUGCUGUCGGAUGGGCACCUGGCAAAGAGAAUCCAGGUGGGUUCCCCCGGGUACUGCCUGAUCACCCAGAUGCCUAUCUUGAGGGAGAAGGAUGAGAUUGAGCCUCGCCCCGUAUUUGAGAAGAAGCCCCUGGUGUGGGAGGAGGAUAUGGAGCUCUACGCGAGGUUCGUGGACCGGAAGGAGGAGCUCCGUCUCAGCCACAGCAGCUACCUGCGGCAGCACCCCGAGGCCCAGGCGCUCAUCUCGGACUUCCUGCUCUUCCUGCUGCUGCGCCAGCCCGCAGACGUGGUCACCUUCGCCGCGGAGUACUUCGGCCCCUUUGCGAAGCGCCACCCCCCGACCCCCGCCUUGCGCUCCUCCCACCGGCCCAGCCCCUUCCGCUCGCUGGACCCCCGGGACCCCUUGCACUAGGCGGGGCGCGGAGGGCGGAGACCCGCAGGAAGUCGGGCCAUCGCCGGGGGCGCAGCGGGGAACCGGAGGGACUCACCCCGGAGGCGCGCCUUUCGAGCUGCGGGUUUUUUUUGGGGGGGGGGGCAAUAAAUGGCCCCCAUCCCCGCAGUUCCGCUGUGGGCGCGGGAACCUUCCCUGGCCAGAGUCUUGUGUCUUGGCUAAAAAGAGGAACUGUGAACAGAGUUUAUCCAGCGAACUUCACGCUUCUUCCAAGAUGCUAUAAUCAAUACUCCCAUUUUACGGGUAAGAAAAGAGAGGCGCGGGAAGGUUAGUUAGUUAGUUAGUUAGUUAGCGGGAGUCAAACCUGGACGUUGGAUGCUAACGUUAGAUGCCACACUCUUAGUCCUUAGGUUUGUAGGGAUAAAGGGGCAGGGCUUCUUGGUGCCCCGAAGCAUAAACCAAAUUACCCUUCUUCCCGCCCCCACCCCCCACAACCAAGAAAAAGAGCAGGGGCUGCUGGGGGAUCCGGACCACCAUGGGCCUCGCUCAUCACCUCUGAAGCCUCCCAAGACAUGUGGGCCGCCAGCUCUCACACUCCACCUCCUUUUCCACUGACAGGAACCCCCAAGCUGCUUGCAGGGUCCCCAGUUACUGGCUCCCUGAGAAAAAAGGAUAGGCAGGGAAUCAUCGGCUCCAGUCUGGCCAAUGGCUUGUUUCUGCCCAGGGCUGGCCACGGCUCAUCUGCAAGUAUCAGGCAAGCUUCUCCAGGACAGCUGGUAACGGGCGUGCAGGCCGCAUCCCCCCACUUACCCACUCAUGGGCCUGCCUCUUCCAGCUGAGGGAACCCCCCACUUCCCCGACCCCCCAACCUCUGCCCUGUGAUGAAGGCAGCCAUGACUGCAGUCUCGGGACAACAAGGCUUCAUGGAGAACUAUGACUUGAAUUGAGCCUUAAAGAAUUUUUCUUAAAUAUCUUUUUUGUCCUCAUCCCUUAUUUCAAAAAGAAUGCAUGUUCAUUAGAGGAAACUGAGAAAAGGGUGCUAAACCAAAAGAAGAAAGUGAAUUCACCCCAGUUUCUCAGCCUAGAGGCAGCUCCUCUUAACAUUUGGCAAAUAUGCUCUUUACUCUUUUUUUCUGAUGCAUAAAAGUGGCCCAUGUUCCUUUAGCAUUUACUCUGUGAAGUAGUUGUUUGUUUACUGUCUUAACAUUACCAUUUUUUAUUAUU